GUGUUGUUUUUGGCUCCCGAAGUCUAUGAACAGCGCAAACUGAGGCUGUUAGCAGAGCUGCAUGCUUGCCUGGGCUCUUACAACGUCUUGAAAACUUGUCCAGUCACUGUAGCAUCAUUGUAUUAUUCUAGGAAGUAAUUAUAAGGCGCAUGUUGUAUGCUCAGUAAACUGCCUUGAGAGUUUAUCUUUUCAUGUAUUCUAGUUUGAAUCAAUUUUUUUUUUUAAAAAACCCACACAUUGCAAUUUUUUGCUGUUUAUGUUUCAAAGUAACUGUGCAUGAUGAAAUCUUCAGAUCUGGAGGAGUAUUUUACUUCGCAAUCAGCUGCUCCUUUCCUGAACAACCCGCUAGUGUGUAACUGUUAGAUACAAUCUUACUUGGCUGUCGCAUGACUGAGUCCCGCCUGUAGGACUGCAGAGCGACUAUACAACCUGGCAGUGCUGCAGUUGUGGUGACACCCCUCUGCACUGGUCUUGAAGUUGUUUGUUUUUUGCUCUUCCUCUAUUAAGUCGGGGCUGGUGAUUAGCCUGUGAGCCUGUAGAGGGAGCAACAUAACUGCCGCUGAACCUCCUCACAAUUUCUUCACAAUUACUACAACUCACACACUCAACACUGCUCUUCCAGCAAGUGAUAUAAAAAAAGUCAAAGUUGACCAGGAGAUUUGUGAAGACCUAUUUUCUUUAAAGAUACAAGAUGUUGCAAUGGUGUCUGCUGGUUGCAUUUAUUUUCCAUACCAUAAGGUCACAGGAGAUCGAUGAAACCAUCACCUAUACGCAGUGUACAGAUGGUUAUCAAUGGGAUCCUGAAAGACAGCAGUGCAGAGAUAUUGAUGAAUGUGAGACCAUCCCAGAUGCUUGCAAGGGAGAAAUGAAAUGUAUAAAUCAUUAUGGAGGAUACUUAUGCCUGCCUAAAACAGCUGUUGUUUUCCUGAACAAUGUGACGACGGCUCCUCCUGCUGUUCCUGGUCGUGCUCCUGUUCCCACUCAACAGUCGUAUGCAAUUUUCCCUCACUUACAGCCGCAUCGAUGUCCAUAUGGGUUUGCAUUUAAUGAACAAAACCAAUGUAAAGAUAUUGACGAAUGUGCAUUAGGAAGUCAUAAUUGUGGGCCAGAACUAAUCUGUGUAAACACAAGAGGGUCAUUCAUUUGUCGCUGCAAACCAGGCUAUCAAAAGCGUGGAAAUCAGUGUUUGGAUAUUAAUGAGUGUGAGACAAGUGCCCCGUGUGAUCACCAAUGCUUUAAUAUCGUCGGUUCAUUCAUCUGCCAGUGUGACCAAGGAUAUGAGUUAAAUCCUGACAAAGUUACAUGCAGAGAUGUUGAUGAAUGUGCCUACUCGAGCUACAUGUGUCAGUACCAAUGUAUAAAUGAACCAGGACGAUACUCAUGCCUCUGUCCUGAAGGAUACAAACUCCUGGGUUCCAGGAUGUGCCAAGAUAUAAAUGAAUGUGAAACAGAAAAUGCUUGUCUGGAACAAGAGAAGUGUUGGAACUAUCAUGGUGGAUAUAGAUGUUAUCCUCGAAAUCCAUGCCAUGAGCCUUACAAUCAGAUGUCUGAAAAUCGCUGUGUCUGCCCAGCAGCAAAUGCAGCUUGUCGUGACCAGCCUUAUUCCUAUGUGUAUAAAUACAUGAAUGUUCGAUCAGACAGAUCUGUCCCCUCUGAUAUCUUCCAAAUUCAAGCAACAAGUGUUUACCCCAAUACAUUCAACACCUUCCAGAUCAUCUCUGGAAAUGAAGGCGAGUUCUAUCUGAGGCAAACAAGCAAUGUGAGUGCAAUGCUGGUCUUAGUGAAGCCUUUAACAGGACCAAAGGAGUACAUCGUGGAUUUGGAGAUGUUAACAGUCAAUGCCGUAAUGAACUACCGGACUUCCUCUGUGUUGCGGUUGACAAUAGUAGUGGGACCUUAUUCAUUUUAGUUAAUAUAAUACUGACAAGAAUAGCCAAAGUAAAGCAUUGAUUACCACAGCAAUUAACAUUUUGGUGUGUUUACGUAAUUUGCUUUAUGAUUCAGUUUAACUUUCACAUUUGUAUUUUUUGUCUUUUUGUACAAAGUGCCUUCAAUAUUGUGUGUAGAGAUAACUUACUGAAAUGAAUAUACAUUACAAAUUAAUAUUUAAAGCUACAUAAAGUUCUAUAAUGUCUGCUAUCCAGCCCAAAAUUACCUAAUAUCAUGAUGUACAAAGUUGUUUUCUAAUCAAAUAAAAUGUAGUUCAUAUAUUAA
Molecule: messenger RNA, 2214 nt
Organism: Chiloscyllium plagiosum (whitespotted bambooshark)
Lineage: Eukaryota; Metazoa; Chordata; Chondrichthyes; Orectolobiformes; Hemiscylliidae
Product: EGF-containing fibulin-like extracellular matrix protein 1
Molecular function (GO): calcium ion binding
Source: RefSeq, a predicted model, not a curated record